Molecule: messenger RNA, 636 nt
Organism: Acanthosepion pharaonis
Lineage: Eukaryota; Metazoa; Mollusca; Cephalopoda; Sepiida; Sepiidae
Source: the annotation of a GenBank genome assembly
AUGUUGUCUGUUAGCGCUGACGAUACGAUAAAAAAAUGGAUGAAUGUCGUGAUAAAAUCAGAAGCAAGAGAGAAGAAAAUAAAGAGAAGCAGAUCGCUACACCCACUACGCAGCUUCUCUCGUUUUUGUUCUUUUCUUCUUUCUUUCUGUCUGUGUUUCCUUCUUUCUUUCUUUCAUUCUCUUUUUUCUUUCUUUGAUCACGCUUGUUUGAAUUCUUUCUUUCUUUCUUUCUUUGAUCACGCUUGCUUCUUUUCAUUCUUCUUUUAUUUUUAUUUUCCUUCUUUCUUUUCUCAAUUUUUCUUUCUUUCUUUCACCAUGCAUGUUUGCUUUCUGUCUUUCGCUCUUCCUUUCCUUUCCUUUUCUUUCGUUCUUUUUCUUUCUUUCUUUCUUUCUUUUCUUGUUUCUUUCUUUUUCCUUCAGUUUUUUAUUCUUUUUUUUCUCAUCAUGCUUACUUAUUUUUUCUCAUCCUCCUCUGCUUUCCCCUUUGCUUUUCACUUUCUUUCUUUCUUUCUUUCUUUCUUUCUUUCUUUCUUUCUUUCUUUCUUUCUUUCUUUUCCCUCCUUAUUUAUUGCUUGUUUUCCUUUCUGUCUUGCAUUUCUUUCAUUUUUCUUCUUUCUUCUUCCAACGGAACCAUGA